CGUCAACCUUUAUCAAUCACCCAAUAAUGAUCAAAUAUUAAUGUUCAUGCGUGGAAGAGGCCGCUCUCCUCGCAACUCAAGGGUUAAAGACUCUCAUAAUUAAUAACAAUUGUAUAAAUUGCUGUGCAGAAAGACCUUUCGUCUGCUCGGCAAAGUAUACGUUGUUGGGAUACCUAUGGUAAAGUUAACGUGAGUGCAGGGUUUCUGACUAUCCGCUGUGAAUGUGUGUACUGUUAAACGCCAACAAAACUUACCAUCUUAAUUUACCAACCAAUUGAAUAGAAAAUGACAUUUGAUCACGUCAGUUGCCUACGAUUACUUAUUUUGUAAGGACAUUUGAUAUCUCGAGUUCCUAUUUUAUUCCUUCUCCACGAUGGGACGGAACUGGGAGAUUCAAAUGCUUGUGUGUUCUUUGUUCAACUCCAAUCACAGUCGCGUCCCAUUAGUUAUCUACAACAUUUAAUCGCCAAUAUUUGCUCCAAAUUUCAUCCCAUCCCACCUGGAAAACGGACUAUUUUCAUGUAUGGGUGAUAAAAACGAGUUGUGAAAACCUCCAAAAAGUGCCAUCGAAAUACCCACCGAGAAAGUAGGUGCAAAUGUAAUAAACCCGGACACUUUUUGAGGUUAAUCUUAAUGGGAUUAAUUGAAAUGGGAUGUUUGUGUAUUAUCGAGUAAACUGUUGUGCGAAUCGCUGAGUAGAUAUCGUUCGGGUGAAGCCUGCAGUUUGUCUAAAGGUCGCGCCGGGCUCUUCGGGCUUUGUGUUAAUAACUCCUGGGUGUAUAUGCUGCAUAGCAUUCAAAUUGCCACCAUAUGUUUUCGUUUUAGAUGACUCGCAAUAGAAUACAGGACGCAUUAUCUUCGCCACUGGGCGAUUGCUGCCCGUCCAAGCAGGGAGAUUAAUACUGUGAUUAAGAUGCACUUUAAAAAAAAAAUCAAAAUGUCCUGUUUAUACAAACCGAAUAUACCCUUCUUUGAAAAAACAAUAAAAACCGGAACUUAGCAGGUGGAGUAUGGGGGAAGGGAAUGAGUGAGAUACUGCAACGGCCUUAGCUAUGUGUUAGUCGGUGUAAGGCAUACCACUUAAUAUACAGAGAGUCUUUUGAUAGAGAAUUGGAUACACCCACAUGUUACUGGGCGUCAGUACCCCAGGUAGCUGAGGCUGCCGGUUUUGUUUGAAAGAUUCACACCUAUUGCUGUUCUUUGAGAAUGCCAAGGUCUUUCCAGAACUGGUGUUCAGUUUGGUUGUGUGGUUUGUGGAUUUAUUUAUUUAUUUAUUUAUGGAGUUCAUUGCCGAUAUUAUCGUUAAAACACUCGUGCUACCAAUGUAUGUGAAAAUAGUCACUGGGAGUUCCUUUAGACUUUAAUAGGUUUUUCCCAAGGAUAAUUGUAUAUUUGUAUCCUACAUUUGAUUGUUUGGUGAAAUUGUCUAUAUAUUGGUGGAUUAAGCGUUAAAGCAGGAUUUUGUUCAUUUGUAGCAAAUCAAUGCAAGGCACAGAAGAGUUAGGAAUGGGUAUUGUACGAAUCUUACGAAGUCCCCUUGCAAAAAGUAAAAUGGUUUGUGUGUUUGUGUCAUGAAGCUGCAUAAAAUUAAGUAGGGCGCGCGUUCCCGGUGUCGUGACCGCGCCUUGCCCCAAAGCAACCUUAAAAUGAAGCUGUCCUUCCAGGGCAACGAGCGUGGUGCAAUACGCUAUGAAUGAUAUACAAAUGCGGACAGAAAGGGACGUUUUAUCAUGAUACUAUUUGUCGUGACGAUACGAUUUUCAAAGUGGAACCGUGUCAUGAAGUGACAUGCCUGCCACAAGUGUUUGCGGCUGAUCUUUUCAAUUAUCCUCCGUGCGCUAUCCAAGGAGACUUCCGCUUAUUUCUAGAAAUUAAGCUCAAAGUUGACGUGCAGCUAGCUUGAUUUUGGAGACAAAUGUCAGCAAGGCUCAUCAUUUUCCCUCCUAUAUUCGGAGCUUAUUUAUGGCUAAGUGGCUUGGCUUUUUGGACCAAUUUAGCAGGCGUUCCUAGGGAGAGAAGAACAGGUUCUCCACGAGCUUCCUCCAGGGACACAGUAGCUGUCUGAGGUCCAGGUCCGGAGUCUUCACGGGCUUGCAAUUACUGCCCCACUUCUGUUUCUGAUAGGCAAAUGCAGUGGCUUGCGGUCGGUGCAUUGGAUUUCACUUGUGAUUUCAUGAAAAUCGCGCUUCUAUUUGCAAUGUUGGGUUGAGACGAGUUUGCAACGAGAAUUUGCGGUGAAUUGUUGGUUGCAUCGCUCGAUUAAGUGCUCUCUCGUCCGGUUUAGCGAAACAAAAUGUUGCUUUUGUUGGCUCACUGGUUUCAACGCGCUGUUUGGGUCGAUUAGAAUGUUGCUUUUUUUUUUCGGUUUGGGGCAAUUGAAUCGACGCCUUCUUUGCUAGUCAGGUAUUUUGAUUGGCAGUUUCUGUGUUCAGAGGGAAAGAGCGCGUUUAUAGGUCAGUUUUUGUUUUGCAAUUGGGAUAUCUGGCGGGAUUAACCAAGGCCGGUGUGAGGAGCGAACUUUGCUGAAUAUCGUCUCGGCCGUUGAGUAUGUUCGCUGUUGCUUUCCCCUUAGGUCACAGUGGAGUGAACCAGCUCGGCGGUGUGUUUGUUAAUGGUAGACCACUGCCUGAUUCAACUCGACAAAAAAUAGUGGAACUUGCCCACAGUGGAGCCCGGCCUUGCGAUAUUUCGAGAAUCCUGCAGACCCAUACUGAUGCAAAAGUCCAAGUAGUGGAUAAUCGAAAAGUGUCCAACGGUUGUGUCAGUAAAAUCCUGGGCAGAUACUAUGAAACAGGAUCCAUCAGACCUCGGGCAAUCGGAGGGAGUAAGCCAAGGGUAGCAACUCCUGAAGUUGUGUCUAAGAUCGCUCAGUACAAACGCGAGUGCCCCUCGAUCUUCGCCUGGGAAAUUCGAGACAGAUUGCUCUCUGAGGGGGUCUGUACUAACGACAAUAUACCAAGUGUGUCAUCGAUAAACCGAGUCCUUCGCAACCUGGCUAGCGAAAAGCAACAAAUGGGAGCAGAUGGAAUGUAUGAUAAGCUGAGGAUGCUGAACGGGCAGACAGGUGCAUGGGGUACCCGACCGGGCUGGUACCCAGGCAGCUCCGUACCAGGGCACCCAAACCAAGAUGGAUGUCAGCAACAGGAAGGAGGCGGCGAAAAUACCAAUUCUAUCAACUCAAACAGCGAUGAUUCAGACGAGGCGCAGAUGAGACUUCAGCUGAAGAGGAAGCUGCAGAGGAACAGAACAUCUUUCACCCAGGAACAGAUCGAGGCUCUGGAGAAAGAAUUUGAAAGAACUCAUUAUCCCGAUGUGUUUGCCCGAGAACGAUUAGCAGCCAAAAUUGAUCUACCUGAAGCUAGGAUACAGGUUUGGUUCUCCAACAGACGAGCAAAAUGGAGGCGAGAGGAAAAGUUGAGGAAUCAAAGGCGACAAGCUAGCAACACGCCGAGUCACAUCCCCAUCAGCAGCAGUUUCAACACCAGUGUUUACCAGCCUAUCCCGCAGCCCACCACUCCUGUUUCCUCUUUUGCCCCGGGCGCAAUGCUUGGCCGGGCAGACACGUCUCUUACUAACACUUACAGCGCGCUGCCACCUAUGCCCACUUUCAGCAUGGCAAACAACCUGUCUAUGCAAGUAAGUAUGGAGCAGAGCAAACAGAGUCAAGAGCCAUUCAAUGCUUUCUCUACGGCAUGCACAAACGGAUCUUGUGUUUUCCAUUUAUUUUUCGACAAGUCGCCCGUAUCCAGCCAAACGCCGUCAUAUUCCUGUAUGCUGCCCACCAGCCCGACAGUCAAUGGACGCAGCUAUGACACGUACACGCCGCCUCACAUGCAGUCACACAUGAAUCCUCAGACCAUGGGCACUUCCGGCGCCACCUCCACAGGACUUAUUUCCCCUGGUGUGUCUGUUCCUGUUCAAGUGCCGGGGAGUGAGCCGGAUAUGUCCCAAUACUGGCCGCGACUGCAGUAAAGGGCAGGGUGGAUGGACAGAGACUAUUGAGAGUCGGACCCCCAGCAGUAUUUGUUUUCCAAGAAGUGACUCUGAAGGUAUCUUUGUUCUGGGACUGCGACCAAUACACUCAACUUU
This is a messenger RNA of Leucoraja erinaceus (little skate), 4089 nucleotides long. RefSeq names its product paired box 6b (gene pax6b). Gene Ontology annotation, biological process: anatomical structure development; regulation of transcription by RNA polymerase II. The record is from RefSeq and is a predicted model, not a curated record. Bases 2548 to 3972 code for a protein of 474 amino acids. Gene Ontology annotation, molecular function: RNA polymerase II cis-regulatory region sequence-specific DNA binding; DNA-binding transcription factor activity, RNA polymerase II-specific. NCBI's taxonomy places the organism in Eukaryota, Metazoa, Chordata, Chondrichthyes, Rajiformes, Rajidae. The transcript is spliced from 9 exons.